AUGGUCGGCGCCGGCGUGCUCAGCCUGCCGUACGCCAUGGCUCACCUUGGAUGGGGGCCCGGGUUGGUGGUGCUGCUGGUGUCGUGGGGGAUCACGCUGUACACGCUGCGGCUGCUGAUCGAGCUGCACGAGUGCGUGCCCGGCGUGCGGUUCGACCGGCUCCGCGACCUCGGCGCGCACGCGCUGGGCCCGCGCCUGGGGCCCUGGGUGGUGGUGCCGCAGCAGCUCAUCGUGCAGCUCGGCUGCGACAUGGUGUACAUGGUCACGGGCGGCAAGUGCCUGCAGAAGUUCGCCGAGUCCGUGGCGUUCGCGUACGCGGGGCACGGCGUGGUGCUGGAGAUCCAGGCCACCAUCCCGUCCACGCCCACCAAGCCGUCCAGGGCGCCCAUGUGGAAGGGCACCGUCGCCGCGUACCUCGUCACCGCCGCCUGCUACUUCCCCGUCGCGCUCCUCGGAUACUGGGCCUUCGGGCGCGACGUCGGCGACAACGUCCUCGUCGCGCUGCAGCGGCCACCCUGGCUCGUCGCCGCCGCCAACAUGAUGGUCGUCAUCCAUGUCGUUGGAAGCUAUCAGGUGUAUGCGAUGCCUAUAUUCGAAAGCAUCGAGACGAUUCUGGUCACGAGAUUCAGGCUGCCGCAAGGAUUACUCCUCCGUCUCGUGGCCCGAUCGGCUUACGUCGCAUUCACACUGUUCAUCGCGGUGACAUUCCCGUUCUUCGGCGACCUCCUCGGCUUCUUCGGAGGGUUCGGGUUCACGCCGACCUCCUACUUCCUCCCCUGCAUUCUGUGGCUGAAGAUCAAGAAGCCGCCGAGGUUCAGCGCGUCGUGUGCCAACUGGGGCUGCAUCGUCGUCGGAGUGCUGCUGAUGCUUGUGUCUACCAUCGGCGGCUUACGGAGCAUCGUCCAAGACGCGUCGACGUUCCAGUUCUACUCCUGA
Molecule: messenger RNA, 936 nt
Organism: Miscanthus lutarioriparius
Lineage: Eukaryota; Viridiplantae; Streptophyta; Magnoliopsida; Poales; Poaceae
Source: the annotation of a GenBank genome assembly